AUGCCUGGUCUGGGCGGGGCGGGGCGGCGAGGAGGGGGUGAUGGCGCGACUGCACUGCGCGGCCGAGGAAGUGCGACCGCCGCCGCAAACAGACGAGGCGCUGCUUCGAUUCCUUCAGCGGGAGGGUUUGGGAGGUGCAGGCGUGGCGGAUCUCGAAACCCUAGACACCGUGAGGCGCCGGCACGCGCGAGCACGGGCGCCAGCAGCGGGGAGGAGGGUGGAGGGCCGCCAGUGAGGACGGAGGAGGGAGGAGGGAGGAGGGCCGCCGGGCUGGAGGGAGGAGGAGCACACGGGGUGGCCGGCGGCGGAGUCGGGCAGCCUGCCGGCGUCAACACAGAGUAA
Messenger RNA from Sorghum bicolor (sorghum), 342 nucleotides. RefSeq names its product rRNA 2'-O-methyltransferase fibrillarin-like. The record is from RefSeq and is a predicted model, not a curated record. The transcript has a single exon. Lineage: Eukaryota; Viridiplantae; Streptophyta; Magnoliopsida; Poales; Poaceae. Bases 1 to 342 code for a protein of 113 amino acids.